[Torrubiella] hemipterigena is the source of this 2738-nucleotide messenger RNA. Lineage: Eukaryota; Fungi; Ascomycota; Sordariomycetes; Hypocreales; Clavicipitaceae. The record is from the annotation of a GenBank genome assembly.
GGAGGAGGCCGAAGAAUCGCGAUACAAUAAAGCAGAAUAUAAUUUGCUUGUAUUUGGAAGCCCAAAGUGUAGUUCGGGAGAGGUGGUUGGUUGUUGUUUAUACGCAUGCAAUCUUACCACCGUCGCAAAUGGCCCAGUGCCAUUGCCACUGUAAAAUACAGUAGCAGCCUCCUUUCUUAGGCGCUGUAAGAUGCGCCUGCGAGUGCCGGGCACCUGGCGGCCCUACCUACCCACCAGCUCGCGCACGUUCCCUUGUAUAGUUGCGUCGUGGAUCCCCUGUCUUUGGGGUGCUGAUUUUGGAAAGAGGAAGAGGAAAUGAAGAUGAUUUUCGAUGAUAUUUUCUUAUCCUUUGUAUUUUAUACUUUUUCGCUCGCGUCUGCGCAUCUGCCCAGUCGAGACAAAGGCACGAGUCGCAUGGCCCCAAACCUUCGUUCCCCCACUGCAGGGUCGUCGUGCACAGUAACAGCCUUUCAGGCGCUAGUGGGUGCAGUCUUCUCGCUAGCGGCAUCGUGGUUCCAACCAACGCUACGCCAUUUCCAGUUUCGAGGGUCCCCGCAGCGCCGUGGCAGUUGCUCUUCAGCGGACGUGCGUCUGUUUUUUCUUUCCCUUUUUGACUCUCACCCUCUUCACUACAUCUGGCUUUUCUUUAUGCCAACUAUUGCGCCGAUAUACCUUCUUUUAUUACUUCUCUAACCCGUCUUGCUAACCUUUGGCUUCGGUCGACAUCGCCAGCCGGCUGACUUCAUCUGCUUUCCGCGGCACUUGGUUUCCUCCCCCCCACCAACAACCACUGUCAGAAAUCUUGCCGCUUUCGUCGUGCGCAACGCUGCCCCUCGCCGUGCAACUUUCGAUAUACGCGACAAAACAGAGCGAUAUAAUUUCAAACCUCGAGAAAUUUCGAGAGCAAAUGUGUCAGCAGGCGUAAAGCACCUCGCGGCCUGUCACUCCGUGCUCCCCGACGGCACUCUCGCCGCUCACUCAAAACUCACAUACGCCGACUAUUGCCCACAACCAACAAAAUGCCCAUAAUCAAUGGAAUAAAGAUGGCUUGCGAGCCCUGCAUUCGCGGCCAUCGAUCUACAAAAUGCACUCACGCCGACGAACGUCUCAUGGUCCCAGUAAGAAAACCUGGCCGACCUUUGAGUACAUGUCCCCAUCCUGCCUCUCGUCCUUGCUUUUGCGCCGGGGUUACGGCAGCGAUACCGAAGAAGCAGGCGUGUCGAUGUGGCCCUGGGAGCAAAUCUACAAAGUCAGCUUCCAUUAAGAAGGAACCUGUCGAUGGAGAGCUCUCUAGCGGCAACAUUACACCUCCGAGCCCAGCACGAGCAGGCAGCUCGUCAUUUAAAGUAUCUAAAUCUUCAGCAAAAAGCUCAUCCGCCAGGUUAUCGCUUGACCCGAUGGGACUGGCGCGAAUGGACCCUGGCCAACUCCAGAUGCUCUCUGCUACUGACAUAACUACGACCAAUCACAUAACCAACGACGUCACAUCUACCAUGCCACCAUUAUCAGUAUACACCCAAACUAGUGGUAUGGUUACGGCGACAGGUUCCUUCUCACCCCAGUUUCACCAACCUCCACUACAAGCGCCGUUCCCGAUUCCGCAAGGUGCGAUAAAUGGGGACGCAAAGGCGAAUGGCGGAAGCUGUUGCGGUAGUAAACCAACUCAACUUGAGCCACCUACAAAAGCCCCGGUACCAGAGACGAAAAGCUGCUGCUCAGCCAAGCCGGAGCCCGAACGCCAAAAUGGCAUGCAUAACCCGGCUCAACAACAAACCAACGGGAUCCUGAUGCCACCGCCACAACAAGCUGUCGUUGCGAUGCCUAACGGAAUGUACGCAUACUACCAACCACCAACCGUUUUCAACUAUCCUCCUCAAUACGGCUCUUACAUGCAGCCGCUACAACCAGACCAGUGGAGGCAGGUUAUGAGCACUAUGAGCUACGGCCAACCGAUACCGCAGCCCAUGUAUGCAUUGUCCCAGGGUAUUGCUGGUCAAACAAAUGGGACUCAGAAUGGUGAAAAUUGGACAUCGCAUCAGUGCAGCUGUGGUGAUGGUUGCCAAUGUGUAGGAUGUGCGGCUCACCCGUACAAUGACGCGACCCAGGACUACGUCCGUUCCGCAUGGUCGUCCAUGAUGGUUGACCCUCAAAUGAACGGUUCGCGAAAUGCCUCUACAAAUGGAAGCGAUAUGAAUGGGCACAGCGAACACGGCGACACAAACGGUAUUUCGGUGUUGACAAAUGGAGCUGAAAUGACGAGAGCACCAUCGGCACCACAAACACCAUCCGACGCGACUUCGGGCUUAGCGGAAGAGCAAACGUUGUCAGCCAAUGACUUCUUCUUUGUCAGCUAUCCAUUUUCAGAUGGUUGUGAAGGAGAUAUGGGAAGCUGCCCUUGCGGUGACGACUGCCAAUGUAUAGGGUGUGCUAUUCAUGGCAACGCUGCACCAGAACCGUCAGCAGCACCGCAAACGUAAGACUGGCCAUGGUCCCAAGGUUUAUGUGGUGAGAGCGGAAAUUAUAGUGGUUUGGUGUUUUUGUAUGAUAAUAUAUCCCCUAUCCCGUUGAAAUUGAAUAUACUUUACAAAGCUAUUUUACUCUGCUUUGAAGCUAAGCCAGAUACUCAACACACACUCGUGAACCUGUCAGUACCAUGCCACUAGCACCGCUCAUAGUACAUUGGCUUUCUUUAGCUGCUAAUGAGAAGCAUUCAUUUUAUCAUAGAAAUUCAAACUUGG